AGGAACUUCAGCGGAGUGCUCCCUCUUCUCAAACAACAUCCAGCCGCAGAGCAGCCUCCUUCCUCCAGCUCUGUUUACCCUGUCUGUUUAACCUUUCUGCCCCAGUUGGACCUACUUGUUCGGAUAACCCCUCUCUUCCAGCCGGGUAUGAAACCGUAGUAGAGCCGCGACGCAGCCGGAGCACCGAGAAGCGGACUCCUCUCUCGCCUCCUGCCGCCUCCUCCUGCUGGAGCUGGAGAGAUGCCCGGGGCAGGAUGUGCUCCAGCCGCAAGAUCCUGUGGAGCCUGCUCCUGCUGUCCGUGGUGGAGGUGGGCUUGGGUGUGGCGAGCAUCGUCCUGGGAGCCGUGGGCAUCAGCUGGGUCCGGGGCGAGCACAAGCCGCAGCAGGGCGACGCGUCCCCGGUGUGGAGCGGACUCUGUUUUCUGGUCUGUGGGAUGUGCGGAGUGCUGUGUGCUCGCAAGAGGACGGGUCUUAUUAUGAUCCUGUUUUCAGCGUGCUGUAUCUGCGGUCUGAUUGGUGGGAUCCUCAACUUCCAGUUUGUUCGGGCACUGAACAAACGACCUGACUCCAUGCAGUCAAUCCAUCUGGCUGCCAUGACUCUGGCCUGUCUGGGGAUCUCUUCCUGUACCUUAUCCACGUGGCUUACCUGUCGCCUGGCCAGCUCCGAGCAGCAGAGGAUGUUCCUGGAGAGGGAGCACUCGCUGCACCACUCGCACGAAAUGACUGAGAAGGAGAUCCUUGACAACUCCAGUAACGGCAUUCCUCAGAUCUCCUACAACGGACACGCCACAGCGUCACCAUGACAAUGUGUCACCAAAGACGGCUUGCACACACUUAAAUAGAGACGGUUCACGAAUCGCUUGCUAUCAGGCGACAAAUACAGCAUGUACUUCUUUCUCCACAUCCUGCGGCAUACGCAGUGUCUAUAUCCUGACCGCAGGGAGCGAAAGCAGGGAGGCCUUUUCUGGGCCGCUGGAGUAAAAGGACAUUUCAACAACAAAGGGAAGGUGUUUGUGCUUCUGAACGAUUAUGCAAACACGAGUUCAAACCCCCUCUGAUCAACUCCAACCAAAGCCGCGAGGGAGAGCUGCCAUUUGGGUCAUGAUUCAGGUGACAAACAUCUGCGUGACAUCAUCUGACCUUUAAACCAAUAAGCAGGAUAUUUUAUAAUGCAAUGAGAUGCCUCAAUGUGAUGAGCACAAACAGAGCAUGCAGCUGAUUCACUUGAAGAGCUACUGCUAUUUCAGACUCAGUGUCUUUAUUCCCUCUCUCUGUCUUGUUAAGGAUUUAUGGAAUGCAGAUCUUGAGAUAGCCCACAGUAAACUGUAUGUAUUGUCCGAUAAUGGAAUGCUUUGAUAUGAAAUACAGUGAUGCGCAAUGUACUGUACCAUAAGUCUAUGCUUGUAUAUCAGGAAUCUAGUCGUACCUAUAAAUCAAACAUAUUUUUAUAAAUGCUUCUUAUUAAAGUGAAUUCAAUUAAAGU
Molecule: messenger RNA, 1483 nt
Organism: Epinephelus fuscoguttatus (brown-marbled grouper)
Lineage: Eukaryota; Metazoa; Chordata; Actinopteri; Perciformes; Serranidae
Product: transmembrane protein 196
Exons: 5
Coding region: 255-803 (182 amino acids)
Source: RefSeq, a predicted model, not a curated record